Messenger RNA from Chlamydomonas reinhardtii, 2379 nucleotides. RefSeq lists its product as uncharacterized. Gene Ontology annotation, cellular component: nucleus; GID complex; cytoplasm. The transcript has 6 exons. Gene Ontology annotation, molecular function: protein binding; ubiquitin-protein transferase activity. NCBI's taxonomy places the organism in Eukaryota, Viridiplantae, Chlorophyta, Chlorophyceae, Chlamydomonadales, Chlamydomonadaceae. The record is from RefSeq and is a predicted model, not a curated record. Bases 326 to 1978 code for a protein of 550 amino acids. Gene Ontology annotation, biological process: proteasome-mediated ubiquitin-dependent protein catabolic process.
CAAUAAUUGGUAGUUGGACACGUCCAGCUCACUUCGCGUAGGGAACCCUAGAAUUCCAUUUGCUUUUCCGCUUGUUCGAGCUCCACCCUCUUCGCUGUCUCGAGCUUGCUAGCAACAUUUGUCCAGUCGGCGCACACGUUGGAAGCCCGCUUCGCUGGGCCCCGACCAGUCUCGAUAAAUUUCCCCGUUUGUAGUUCGCCAGCGUAGCCGCACCAGAUCUGGCGCUAGCGCAUAUCAGCCUGGCAUACUCUGGUCUCCAACCCCCAGCUAAGGCAGUUGGCAUUCGCGCUCCGGCCCGAGCUCGGGUGCCCAGACCGGGCCCGAGAUGUCGCUGACGCUCAGCGAGACGCUCGAGGCCCCGCUCUUGCGGGUGCCCUUCGAGAGCCUCAAGCGUGCGGCCAAGGACCGCAAGGCACUAAUUGAUGAGCUGUCCGACCACCUGGCGUCGCUCAAGCACCCGCAGCAGAGCAGGCCCAGCGAGCCCAAGGGUCCCGGCUCCUCGAGCCAACCGCCCGCCGACCCUUCCGGGGACACGGAAAUGGAGGACGCCGCGGCGGGGGAGGGCGUCAGCGGCCGUGAGGCGUCCAUUGAGCGACUGCGGCUGCUGCUGUCACAGCUGCAGGGCGUCAAGCGCAAGCUGGGCGAGGUGUCCCGCACCGAGGCCGACGACUGCGCCCGCUGCAAAGCCCGACUGGACUACCUCGCAGCCACCGCGCCCACAGCAGCCGCAGCCGCAGCCGCAGCCGGCGGCACGCCCGCCACCGCCGCCGCCGUACGCGAUGCGUCCGCUGACUCUGGCGCCGCCUCGCCGGCGCCGCCAGGCGCCGGCGGCGGCGCAGCCGCGGCCGGGGCCGCAGGCCCCGGCCCCGGCUCCGCCGCGGCAGCGGCGGCAGCCGCCGCCGCAGGCGGCGGAGCCGCCGGGGGCGGCGGCGGCCUGAUCUCGUGGACUCGUCAGCGGCUGGACGUGAUCCUGGUGGACCACCUGCUGCGCAGUGGCUACCACGACAGCGCGGCCAAGCUGGCGGCGGCGGCGGGCAUCCAGCUGUUGACGGACGGGCACAUAUUCGAGGGCGCGCGGCGGGUGCUGGCGGCGCUGCUGGAGGACCACGACUGCGGCCCGGCGCUGGCCUGGUGCGCUGAUAACCGCUCCCGCCUGGCUAAGUCCAAGUCGGGCCUGGAGUUCAAACUGCGGCUGCAGCAGUUUAUUGAGCUGGUGCGCGCGGGGCCGGCGCAGCGCGCCGCCGCCAUCGCGCACGCGCGCGCGCACCUGGCGCCCUGGGUCACCGGCACCGCCGCCACCGCCCCACAGCAGCAGCAGCAGCACCUGCUGGAGCUGCAGCGGGCGGUGGCGACAUUGGCGUUCCCGGCGGCGGCGCGGGAGCGGGUGCCGGCCUACCGGGCCCUGUUCCAGGAGAGCGCCUGGCACGGCCUGGCGGACCUGUUUAUGCGCGACCUGUACCGCCUGCACUCGCUCACGCCCGAGAGCCUGCUCACCGUGUACCUGCAGGCUGGUCUGUCUGCGCUCAAGACGCCCGCCAGCGGCGCCCCCGGCGGCAGUCGCGACGACCCGCUGCGGCUGCCGCCCUUCCAGCGGCUGGCGGCGCACCUGCCGCUGGCCAAGCACAUGCACUCCAAACUGGUGUGUGCGGUGACCAAGGAGCUCAUGUCUGACGCCAACCCGCCGCUGCUGCUGCCCAACGGCCUGGUCUACAGCACCCGCGGCAUUGAGCUGCUGCUGGCGCAGGGCGUGCCGGGAGGCGGCAGUAGCAGCGGGGGCGGAGGAGGCGGCGGCAGUAGCGCACAGGAGGAGCGCGGGCGCACGCCGACGCCGCCGGGGGGCCUGGGGGGAGGCAGCAGGACGCCGGCGCCGGAGGGUCGGGGGGCGGGUGGUGGUGGGGGUGGCGGGGCGGUGGGCGUGUGCCCCAUGACGGGUCAGGUGUUCCGGCGGGACGAGUUGAGGCGCCUAUACAUCGCGUGAGGGGCGCGGGCAGGAGGCGGGGGGCCGGGCGAGUACAUGUGUGUGUGUAUGCGUGUGGCGAUUGAAGUACGGAGGAGGAGUGGGCUGGACGCAGGGGUGGUGGUGCAGAAGUGGUGGAGGGCAGGUGGAAUUGGCAGAGCAAGCAGCAUGUGCGCGAAUAGCAUUAGAAGCACCAGAAGCGGCAGCAGCAGCAGCAGGAGGAGGACGAAACGGAGGAUGAAGUGUCGGUCGAGGCGCAGCAAUGCAGGCCGAGGCGCUUUGUAGCCGUCGCGUAUGUGUGCUGGAUGCGGGGCAGGGGCUGGGCAGUGGUGUUUGCAGCGGCGGCGGAUUGCAGCCCCGGAGAGGCUUAAGCAUGCUGGUCGGGCGUGAGGUUCCAAGCGCUGUUGUAAUGCACUUUGUUG